This is a messenger RNA of Orbicella faveolata, 1392 nucleotides long. RefSeq lists its product as uncharacterized. Gene Ontology annotation, biological process: norepinephrine biosynthetic process; octopamine biosynthetic process; dopamine catabolic process. Lineage: Eukaryota; Metazoa; Cnidaria; Anthozoa; Scleractinia; Merulinidae. The record is from RefSeq and is a predicted model, not a curated record. Gene Ontology annotation, molecular function: dopamine beta-monooxygenase activity. Gene Ontology annotation, cellular component: secretory granule membrane.
CUUACGCCAUUCAUGUUCUCGGCGAUCCAGUGGUGAGUCAGCAUGAAGGUCCUCGGUCUAACGUUGUUGGUUGUGGCGGUGUUUCUGUCGGAGUCCAAAGCGGCUGAAAUGAAUGAGUAUCAAAUGGUGUCGCUAAACAACGGGGCUUACAACGUGCUGUGGAAAUACGACAUGUUAAAGGACACCUUUAUGUUCAACGUCACUGUGAACGCGACCGGCUGGGUUGCAUUUGGCGUGUCAAAAUCCUUCGGACAGAUGAAUGGCUAUGACGUGAUCAUUGGGAGCGUUGGAGGCAUGCACAUGAACGAGUCAUACUCUAAGGAUUAUUUCACGAGAAUGCGAGCCAUGCCGAUGCCAGAUGCAGAGAAUAUGCAAAAUAUCAUGCUGACUUCAGCUUCGGAAAUGGACGGAUACACAAACCUGGUGUUUCACAGGCAGAGAAAAACUGGUGACACCGUCACAGAUGUGGAAAUUAUGCCAGGUAAGAUGUACCUAGUGUGGGCUUACCAUUAUACUAAGGAUAUCAAUACGACUACUGGGGUCUUCAUGCGACACAGCACCACAACGAGGGGAGGAAUGGAGUACAUGUUCAUUGAUGAAAAAUACACCAUUGUGGAGAUAAAUGACAAAUACAGGCUGUAUUGGGCUUAUGACAGCUCAAAAGAAAUGUUUUAUUUUACGGUGGUGGUGCAAACCACUGGUUGGGUCGCAUUUGGUGUGUCCACUCAGAGGGGCGGCAUGAAUGGCUAUGAUGUGAUUGUUGGAGACAGCACAGGAGAGUUUUCGGAUUAUUUGACUCGAGGAACAACGAGACCACCAAAGGAUACAAUUCAGAACGUCAAUUUAACGAAGUACGAACAACGUGACGGUUACACAUUGUUGACAUUCCACCGUAAGAGAAACACCGGAGAUGAAAGCGAAGACGUCGAAAUAACGCCGGGAAAGAUGAACAUUGUUUGGGCUUACGGAACUGCUGAUGUGCCUGCCGACGGCAACUUUGUUCAACACAGCCCACAAGCAAGAGGUGGAAUGGAGUACACCUUUAUAGAGGACACAAAUGGAGGGAAUGGAUCCUCGUCUGUGUACACCCCAUCCAUCCUUGGCAUCAUAGCUUUGUUCUUGUUCCAACGUGUGAUAGACGCGUAAACUGCAUCAGAAAUGUACACCGCUGACAGAGUCGCGUUUACCGAGCUGGUGAUUGAAUGAAAACGCUUGAAAUGUGUGCUUCUUUAAACUGACGACUCGUUUCGCAAUUUUCUUUUUUUUGGUAGAAAACAAGUCUUGUAGUAUCUAAGUAUGGUCGUUAAAGAGCAGCUAAUUUUACUGAAUUGUCGCACGCGUAAGGUAAGCUAUUGAAAAUGGAAAAUAAAGGUAAUUUUUUCAUUGCUUUUA